AUGACUUUGAGCAAGAUUGAAAUUCCGAUUCCCCGCCUUCGCCCCUGGAUGGGCGGCAGUGCCCUCCUCAUCACACUCCUCGUCGCGGUUUUGAUUCAUGCAAAUAUCUUGUCUCAACAUGUCUACUUGAUAGAAUGGAUGAGAGAACAUGACCGCGGCUGGUCAGGCGGAUUUAGUAUCUGGUUCGGCGAGGAAAACCUCAAGACAUCUUGGCUACCUACUCUCCUGUACCGAAGCCCUCAUCAUCAGCUCGCUAUCGCAGCGUCUAUUGUGAAUAUUAUUGUCUGUUUUCUAGUAAUGGGCCUUUUCGCCACCAGCGUUUACGUCAAGAAGAACUUUUGGCAGCAUUGGCUUCUCCUUGCCCUCUUUAUCCCAGAUAUCACUCUCGCUACUACGGCACUCCUCUAUAACUUUAUCGAGCAUGGAAUUACCGGCCGUCUGGAUACUUACGGCCUGUACGUAGCAGCAUCUCCUACGGCAUACUCCCCGUACGGUCGCAACUGGAUGGACUUUGAAAGCUGGAGUUGUGGCCUAACGCAACUAUCUGUGGAUGUGGGAUCGAAUUCAGACAGGUCUAUCUGGGUGGAUAACUGUCACCGAUCACAGCUCGGUAGAUGGCUCCUUUUACCUUCAUGGUUUGUCCUCUGUGCUACAGUCCUCAUCUCUUGGUUUUCGUUUCGUGGGCUUCCCGGCUGGAGGGGAAAAUCGGAUGACGAAGAUGAGGUCGAAGGUGGAGAAGGGAGACUUAGGCUUUAGAAACCUGUUCCGUACUCAC
Molecule: messenger RNA, 775 nt
Organism: Daldinia vernicosa
Lineage: Eukaryota; Fungi; Ascomycota; Sordariomycetes; Xylariales; Hypoxylaceae
Exons: 2
Coding region: 1-756 (251 amino acids)
Source: RefSeq, a predicted model, not a curated record